AUGCUCGAGGUUGGACUUAACCCUCAUACCCUCAGGCUGAUCUUCGACGCCAGGGUCUCGAACGCGAUGUUCUCUGACCCCGACUGCGUUCCCCUUGCAGCUGCUCAGGCCCUGGCCUCGGUGGAGGUGCCACCUGGUGAAAGGCUCUUCGUCGCGCAGGGCGACGUCGCUUGCUGCUUUUGCGGGUUCCUGCUGCCGCCGCAUCUGCGCGACGCCUUCGGCUUGCCGCCAGUGCCUUGGGCAGCGCCGCCGCCGGCGGCCCGCCGCGCUUUGGGAUGGUCUUGGGCUGUCUACUUCGUGCAGCAGGCCAUGCGGCACAUCGUGGGCGCCCGCGUCCCAGCGGAUCGCCUGCUCGCCCAGUGCGUGCCGCGCGCGCCCGCGCAGCCUGGCUCGGGCGUCUCGCUGACCCACAUCGACAACUUCGCCGCGCUCGCCACCUCGCAGGAGGAGGCCGGCUGCCGCUCGGAGGAGAUGCUGGCUGCCGUGGCGGCUGCUGGAGUAGACGCUGGCCUUGAGCCCCAUGGCUCGCCGCUGCUGGGCUUUGAGAACUGGACGGCGAGGGCGCGCGGUGGCGCCCCUUGGCUCGUAGGUUUUGGCGCGCGGCCCUGGCCUUGCGCGGCGCACUUGCGCGCGCUGGGCUGGGGCAAGACUCGCCGUGCGGGGCGUCCGAUCGCCCGUGUGGUGGGCCGCGCCUCGGCCAUCGUGUUGCUGCGGCCCGAGAUGCUGUCGGUCUUCUCGUCAGUCUACGUCUUCGCCGACCGCUUCUUCGCCCCGUCUGCCCGCGUCUGGGCUUCGGCGCGGAAGGAGCUGCGGGCUGCCUGGGCGCUGCUGCCGCUGGCCUUGGCCGAUGUGAGCCUGCCAUGGUCGCCGGCUGUGGAAUCGGUAGACGCCUCGCUUCACGGCUUCGGCGUGGCCGAGAAGGACUGGGAUGCGGCCGCCGUCGGCGUUGUCGGGAGGGCGUCAGAGCGCGGCCGCUGCCGAGGCGCCCUCCGCACCAACCGCCGCUCCCGCGAUCUCGUGGAGGUCGCCGCCCGCCGCUGGCGCCGCCGCGACAAGAUCUUGGCGCUGGAAGCGGAGGCAGCUGUCUGGCAGGGUGUGUCUGCACCUGUCAGUCUGGGAGUCAUGAGCGUAUCUCAACAUCUGCUACAAUAUCUCAGCAUCAACAGCAGCCUGAGCAUGAACUACAGCAUGCAGCUAUUCAUCAUUUGCAACCUGCACUUCAUCAUAAUGCGCAACUGCAGCAGCCUGAGCUACAACAACAUCGGCAGCCCGAACAGGAUCUACAGCAGCAGGCGAGACUGCACGGCCCCGCAGCCUCGGACGGACUGCGGGAGCAGCUUGCCGCGGGACGGGCCAUGGCGCGCCUCUUCGCAGCUCCCUUCGCCGCAGGCCUCCCUGGCCCCGAGGAUUCAGGGCCGCCGACCUGCAGCGCCGCGGCAGGGGGCGAGGGUGCCGGCCCCGCGGAGGGCCUCCCAGCGCCCGAGCCGCGAGCCACCCUUGCCGCUUGCGGGCAAGACGCUGACGCGCCAGCCGCCGCCAGUGGCUGCGACGCUGGCCGAGGCCCCAACGGGCCCUCUGCGUCCGCUGCUGGGGCGCCCGCUGGUGCCUUGCCGCGGCGAGACGGGCGCGGGUCGUCGGGCGAGGCGCUCGCUGGCCAGACAGCGGCCCGGCUCGGCGCUCAACGAGGCCGAGGUCAGCGGGCGGGCGGCGCAGCAGCCGGGCUUCACCAUCAGCUACCUUGCUGCCGCCGCUGUCAUGUCGGCGACGCAGCGGAACUACCUGCAGGCGUUGCGCCGGCCGCUGGCCUGGCUGCGGGUGCCGAGAGCGCCCCCGCUGGCGGCUGUCGACUGGGGCCUGAUGCUGGAGCAGCACGUGUACCUGCGCGACCGAGGGCUGCCAGAGGGAGACGCCGCGUGCACGCUGGCGGCGGUGCGCUGGGGGCUUCCCCGUCUGCCGCGCCCGCUGAGGCGCGGGCUCCCGCUUGCGACGGCCGCUGCGAUAGGCUGGAGGCGGCUGGAGAAGCCUUUGUCGCGGCCUCCCGCGCCGCGCCUCGUCGUCGUUCUGCUGGCGCUGUGGCUCUGCGCUCGAGGCCGGGAGGACAUCGCGCUGUUCCUGCUGCUCGCCUUCGAGACGUGCACGCGGCCGAGCGAGGGGCUCGCCCUGGCGGGCAUGCAGCUGGCGCCUCCUGUCCCAGGCGAGACGGGCGCAUGUCAGUGUUGGGCGCUGCUUGUCAGAGCGAGCGAGCUCGACGUGCUUGGCAAGACAGGCGAGUUCGACAACAGCGUCGCGCUGGGCCUGCCGCGCCACCGCCUGCUGGAGCCAGCCUUGCGCCGCCUGAAGCGGGCGCGUGCGGGCA
Molecule: messenger RNA, 2356 nt
Organism: Prorocentrum cordatum
Lineage: Eukaryota; Dinophyceae; Prorocentrales; Prorocentraceae
Source: the annotation of a GenBank genome assembly